Paramuricea clavata is the source of this 978-nucleotide messenger RNA. NCBI's taxonomy places the organism in Eukaryota, Metazoa, Cnidaria, Anthozoa, Malacalcyonacea, Plexauridae. The record is from the annotation of a GenBank genome assembly.
AUGGCUAGUACUCACCGAGCUCCAAAGCAAUGGUGCCUUUCAAAGAUCGAGACUAUAACUAGCUUUGAAAACUGGAGGCAGAAUUUAAUCUACACUUUGUCACUUGACAGCAAUUUCGCACCAUUCCUGGCCGAAGACGCUACGUGGGGAAAGAAGACUAGGGCUCAGCCUUCACGUGGGUUUACAGAUGACGGCGAAGCCGUUGCCCAGAACAGUCGUCAAACAACCCAACAGAAAGUAAAUUUCUUGGAACUUAUGCUUGGUCAAAUAGCAAAUUAUGCCCAAUCAUAUCUAGGAACACUUUGGUCAAAAAUUCAACCUCUAUACAGUCUAUCUGGAAUACAAUACGAGAACACUUUGGUUUCCAAGUGACAGGAGCACACUUUCUUGAUUUCGCAAAUCUACGCUUAGAAACAGACGAGCGUCCUGAAGACCUAUACCAGAGAUUAGUAGCCUUUGUCGAGGACUGUUUACUUCGAGCUAACAGCCUCUCCCACCAUGGGGUGCAGCUUGCUGAAGAUGAGGAGUUAUCACCAACUGUUGAAAAUCUUAUUGUUCUCACUUGGCUCAGACUUAUCAACCCUGAGUUACCAAAAUUAGUAAAACAAAGGUACGGCACAGAGUUAAGAUCACGAACACUGGCGUCUAUCAAACCAGAGAUAUCACAGGCCCUGUCCUCAUUGCUGGAGGAAAUUCAUUCAGCUGAUGAUGCCAAAAUAAUGCGUACAGCAGUUAGCAGCUAUCGAAAGCCUGGUAGUGAGAGACUGCUUGCUAGACCAAAUACCAGAUCAAAUCGACCACUUAAGUCAUGUCCCCUUUGCAAACAAGCUGGCCGCACUAACAGCAGCCACUUUUUGAGUGAAUGUAACUUCCUGCCAGACCAAGAUCGCAGAUACAUGGUAAAAGCCAGACAGAUUGCAGAAAUUUUAGAAGAUAUCCCCGAAUCCGAGAGUAGCAUAAAUCGAGCUGAUCCCGCUU